AUGGCGGUAGGAUACUUUGAAGCUUUCGUCAAAACAUGGAGAAAUCACUGGGUUGAGUGGAAAAAACGAGGCUUAACAAAGACGUUUCUGAAAGAUUUCGUUGACGAUGUUUCCACUGACUUCUAUAUAUCAGCUAAUGAUAUUCUUCUAUGUGCAGUUCUUGGCAUUUUCUUCACCGUAGCGCGUUUCUUCUUGAAUGAAGCAGUUUUUAAGGUAAGAGGACAGAGGUACGUUGUUUCAACCUAUUUUACAUACUAGGUUGGCCAGGUCAUCAGAGGCACCCAGCGACUUUUUUUCUGUAAAAUAAUUGUUAGAAGUAGCAAAUAUUGCCUAGAAAAUUCUAAAGCUUGAGAAAAGCUAAAAAUUUCUGGAUAACCGCUCCAUUCGUCUAAAAUAUUCGGAGGUUUUCUAAUAGCUUAACUACGAUUUUCGUAGGUUGUGUUAUUGCGAUUAUUGUUAAAAAAGUUCUCUUAAAGCUUUCGGUAUAAAGACAAACGUCCCCUAAAAUUUUCUAAUGAAAGCAAGGCUACUUUUCAACCGGACCCAUAAGCGUAGCUAACACUUUCGGAUGAGACGAAAAAGCCACCUAAAACUUUCGUGAAGACCAUAGUUCCUCUAAGACAUCCGAACAGAUGAAUAGUUUUUAGGGCAACUUCAAAUCAACCAAACAGGCUUCUAGUAAAGCAUAGAGACUGCAACCACCUGAGACACUUCUGGCGCAUUUUGGAAACAUUCGGUCGUGGGUGCGCCUGAAGUCAUUGGCCCUAGUUAUCUUUUUAAAAGUAAACAUUGAAGUAAAAUGUGUAUAAAUCAAGAAAACUAAUUAAAACAUAUCAAUGCGAAUUCAAUGUAAAUUACGGCUGAAAAAACUUCAAAGGGAAUAUUUAAAAGCUAGAUAUGAAAUUUGAGGCAAAUAAAGAAUUCAAGGGAAAUCUCUCCUUACAAUCCCAUUCUAGACACAAGUCUAGCAUUAAUGUCUAGGUACGUUUGGCUUAAUCGCUGGUAACUUACUAUUUGCCUAAAUCACGAUCACAUACUGACUUUGCAAAUUUAUUAGUUUUUAUAAACCUGACUUAAAACGUUUCUUACAUGAGUAUAUAAUGAUUAAUUAUUCCUCAUCGCUCUCUUGAAAAGCUUGAAAGCAACUGUAUUAUAUUUCUUCAUACAACAAAACAUAUACAGGAUAUGUGACGGUGGCGCGAAGAUACGAAUUUUAUUUUCGAGUGGCAAAACAAUAUCUUACGAACGAGCGCAGCGAGUGAGUAAAAUAUUGUUUUAGCCUGUGAACAGGCCUUUGGUCGAGCGGGGAACUAGGGAGAGGGAAAAGCGAAAAGGCCUUCCCCCCCUCCCCCUUCCCUUCCUUUCCUUGCAAAAAACAGAGAGCAUGUUCACAGGCUAAUAUUGUUUUUGCCACGAGAAAAUAAAAUUCAUAUCUUCAAACCGCCGUGUAAUGUUCUUUUUAUUAUAUAGACAAAAAGACAUCAAUAAAAUAAUAGAGGGAAAUGACCGAAAUUACGUCAUCGAUAAACUCACGUGUGAGAUUAUGGAAAAUAAACCACUCAGGUCCCGGAUGUAGUUUUCAUGAAUUUUGCGAGUGGUAUAUUUUCCAGUAAAACAUUCGUGUCUAUAUAAUACAAAUAGUUAUGGCUUGCUUCAUUACCACUGAUAUUGGUAUAACAAAUAAUUAUACUAUAAAAUCUCUCUCUUCUUAUAUAUAGAUAUAAAAUGUAUUUUCAAAAUAUUUUUGAUAGAACGUUAGUGAUAUAAGAAAAAUAAUAUUUUCUCAUGUACAUUAAAAAUUGAAAUUUUCAACGAUAAAUAACACGAUAAUUUUGUUUUAAUAUGAAACACUAGCAACCAUCAAAACAAAAGAAAGUAAUGGAUGCAUUGGUGCCUCUGUUUCUUUAUAUUUGAAUAUUACCAAUCUCUCCUUUGUGCCUUGAGCAGGUCUUUCCGGUAAUAAUAGAUCACAGGGGACGUCAAAUGUCUGCGGUUCAUGUGCUAAAACACAUUUUAACAUCAUUUGUGAUUGAUUACUGAACAGACACACGGCAAAAAGGAACCAAGUGGUAAACUAUAAUGCGUGAUCCUCUUAGACAUCAUAUUAUGAUAUGAAUCUUACGUAACGUAGAUUAGUUACAAAAGAAGAAAUGUAUGGGGAAAAAAAAUUCGUGCAAAGCUUGCGCCUCUGACAGAAAAAAAAAAACUCCCCCCUCCCUCGCCCUAUUGCAUCACCUUUUCGAUGCCAGUUGGCACGAAGCUCUCGGAACGCCAUUUCUGAUUGGUUCAUCACUUUACUUCAGUUGCAAAGGUUGCAACCAUUUCAUUUUCAAUCUACUGAGUUAAUCUACAAGCUUCUACAUUAUCAACCCAAAUGAUAACACGAAAUCUUUGUAUUUCACUCCCCUUUCGAUGCAACACCAAAGUUUCUCUAGAAUAUAACUAAUUAACCCUCCAAUCACAUCAGCUUGGUUCAACGCCAGUCAUAGAAAUCUCGUACCAAUUACUCUCGAUCAGGCUCACGCGGCCCUAAAGGGUAAAUUUCAUAAGUUACUGCGCUUGGUUUUGGAGACUGAGGAGGUCUAUGUUGAUGUGAGUCGUACUAUUACCAGUUCCUACCUGAGCUGACUUCUUAUUCAGUUAAAGUGUUCUCCUUCCUUAUGUAUCCAUAAUUUUAGUUUAGUAUCGUUCUUGUUGUAGUUUUCACUUAUAAUGUCCAGGAUUGCACUCUCUAAUACCAUCAACUGACGUGAUACAACUCACUUUGACUCCGAAGAUUACUACCGCACAGGUUGCCGAAACGUCAGUCACUCUCAAAAGCAACAGUCCUAUUCAGUCUAUUCAGGACUACGUUUACCCGGAAGAUCAUACUCAAGCUACUUAUGAAAAAAUUUAGUGUUAGCAAAGUUUUAUCGAAAUUUUGGCAAAAUAAAGUCGAAGCGGGGGAACUGCUUGCAGCAAUGUAUAGAAGAAACAGCAAAUAUAGCAAGAAUAAACACAAGAAGUUCUUUCUUUUCCGUCCUUUGCAAAUGGUAUUUAUUUAUAGGAGACUCAUGAUUAUUGUAUUGAUACCCACCUAUAACAUAACAUAGUCAACUCAUAAAAUAAUUAUUUUCAAAUCAAAUAAACUGUUAUUUUCCCAUAUAAUGUGAGCAAUGUAAAUAUAAAAUGAAAAACACCCUCCAUUUAGCAUAACAGCAUCCACUAAAGUUUUCGAAACACUCUGAUUUCAUUUGCAGCCCAUCUUCAGGAAGUUUAAACUGCUUGCGAAAGAAGAGGAAAAAUGCCCUGAAAGUGCCUUCAAGCUUUUGUUUUACUCCAUAGCAUAUGGAUAUUGUUUCCACUUACUAUUUAGUGGCAAAUAUGACUUUUUUCAUGAGACAAAGAACUGUUGGAGAGGUAAGUGUUUUAACACACGAGUCAGCCAGUUUUAAUAAGUGACGAUCACGCUGAGUCCAUUGGUUAUUACUGGAGAGUUGCCGGAAUUGAAAUACAAGUCCAAGCUAAUUUUACCUCACCGUGAUAGAACAGGGAAAAUAACUUAGAGCGCUUUGAGUCCGGAAAGCACAAAACUUCAAGUCAAAUUCCUCUAAGCUUUAGCUUUUAUAGGCUGAUUUGGACCCUUGACGAAUUUAAAUGAAAAAUCGAGAGCUCGAUUUUUUUUACAGAAUGGUUGGUUUAUCUAGACAGCCAGCUCUAACAAUGCUAAUUUGAUACAGAAUUUUUGGUAUCUCUAGUUAAAUCUAAUAAACGCGCUAAAAACGCGCUACAUCCGGGGCUUGGUAUGCAAGUCCACACUAAUCCCGUACCCAGAUCUCUUGUCGACGAGGUCGAAGGCGAGCGGCUUCGUCAAUAAGAGUUCUGGGUACGAGAUAAAGUCUGCACCCCUUUUUGUGUCGUGGGUUUUUAUUGAAAAGUCAGUUUGUUUUGUAUAAUGGCCUCGGAAAUGUUAGCUUUCUACCAUUUUCCUACAAAAAGACAUUCUUAGGCUUCGUUACGUAGCUUUUUGCUAGAAUAAAAAGUCCGAUUCAAGUAAAGCUCUCUGUCCUUAAAACGCUCUACCUCUUUUUUUUAGGAUGGCACAAAGGAAUGCCAGUUCCUGAUGACAUUUACACGCUCUAUGUUGUGCAAGCGGGGUACUACAUUCAUGCCUUAUAUGCCGUAUUGUUUAUGGAUCUGUGGAGGAAGGACUCAAUUCUGACGUUUUCACAUCACAUUCUUACUAUUUCACUUAUUGUAUUGUCAUUUUCGCUAAGGUAAAAAUUGUCCUUAACCAACUUAAGGUCCAGCUUGGGACGCCUGGGACGAUUUUUUCAAACGAGGGUGGGGGCUUUGACUCCUUUUACUUGCGCAGAAGGUGCAGCAAUAAUACAAAGUUGGAAUGAAUCAGGAUGGAAAGCAUACGAAAAUAUGAGGUGUUAGCCAGUCUAACUUUGUGAAAGCAUGGUUUGAACUAAGAAGUCAUCUCAUAAGUAGUCUGAGUGUGAUCGUACGGGUGAGGUCCUGAAUAGGACUGCUGUUGUUGACAGCGACUAACGUUUCGGCAACCUGUGUGGUAGUCAUCUUCGGGGUCAAAGUGAGUUGUAUCACGUCAGUUGAUGGUAUUAAACUCUGGUUAUUGACUUGAUUAGUCAAAUAAGUCUCGAUGUUAUUGGUCGUGCCGUGCUGUUAUUGGCAACGAAGACUCGAACUAUUAUCGGUGCGUUUCGUCACAGUUAACAACAUUCCUAGCCCGCCAGGACUAGGAUCACCCAGACGAUCACGCUUCACCUACUCAUAAAAACUAACUUUGUGUGCAUCGAACUCGUGGCAAACCGUUCUUGAAUUCCCUUUAACGGUACGUUUUGCACAUUCACAACGACUUUAUUCAACUUUAGAUGCUGAGUCGAAGUUGUAUUGGCUAAGCGCAAACUACACUGUGUCCCUACCACCUUUCGUGGCAAUAUAUAUUGACGUAAGUGGCAUGCGUAAAAACGGUCAUAUCACCAGAGACCCUCAGAUAGCAGAGGCGAGUGACAAAGGCGGUUUUUAGAAUAGCCCUUGCAUCUUUUCGGUUUUAUAGGUUCCACGUGAAUUGUAAAUUUGUAAAUUCAUGUAAUUUGUUUACUCACGGAUCACCUAGGAGUUCUUAAGAAGUCGUUGAAAAGCGUCCGUGCGUUCCAGAUAGAAUUGGAAUUUGGAAGUGAUGGUUUUUUAGGGAGGGGGGAAAACUGGAGUGCCGGAGAAAAACCUCUUGGAGCAAGAGAGAGAACCAAGGACAAACUCAACCCACAUGUGGCGUCAACGCCAGGAUUCGAACUUAAAUCAUCCUAAACUUAAAUCAACUGUUAAGCUACAAGUUGUAGCUGCAGUGAGCUUUUCAAUGCGAUAUAGUUCGAAGCAAACUGUUUUUUUUUUCUCUUUUGUUUCAUUUCAGGUACCAUAAAAUUGGUGUUCUCGUCCUGUUUCUACAUGACGUCAAUGAUGUAUUUUUAGAAUUCGGUAAACUCUGUGUGGCAUUCAAGACGCGCAACGGAAAGUACCAUCUUCUUCCAGACAUUCUCGGUUCUGUUACAUUUUUGUGCUUUACGUUACUCUGGUACGCAAUGUUGUAUUUGUUAAUCAAAAAUACCCUAGGGUACUUACCAUUUACUUGGGAAAACCAGAAGUUCCGGUUGGGAAAUCAAAUGGUUCGAGCCAUUCCAUUUUGGUACUUCAGAAAAUAUGGGCUGUGAUUUAAGGUGAUGCAAUUUUUGUAGUCUAGUGUGUAGCUAAUUUGGAUAUACUUUGUAGCGGGUCGUUUUCCCACCACGUCAAAUUUUAUAGUUUUAUGUCUAUGCACCGAAUUUCCAUCCUGGUGGUUUGAGUAAAUGGUAAACAUCCAAUGCAUCUCAAGUAAACACUUUUAAUAGCCGGCACUGUGGGCCGGCGUUUGAACUUUCUUUACUAUACUUAGUUAAUAUGCUCUCCCUUCCCUUCAUUCUCUAUCUAACGCAGUUUAAGAUAACCGAACGCUUCACUGCCCAGAGCUGAUCAUGACAGGACCCUAAAAAAAGCCAACACAGUUUAAGUUGCUGUUUCCUUACCGCAAUCAUUGCGCAUUGUUUGAACCGUAAACAAGUGGUUACUGUUAGUUGGGAAGCGCAAAACAGUUCUCCCACGGCAUGCGUAUGGGGAUGGAAUCGGGAAAAUUGACCUGUGUGCCCAAACAAUUUUGAAAAAAUACCAAUUUUUGCACUGAGCCACACGUACCAACACCGCGGUGGAGCUGGCGCUCAAAAGAGUGCUUCUUUGCGCUCGCCUCGGUUGUAAAGGGUCUUUGAUUCUUGACGGGUUCGUCCGUUCAUAUACCCGACGGCAAUGCCAGCUGUCCAUGGCUGCCACCGCCGAGGUGAUAUGGUUGUGCGUAUGCGUAAGGUAAAGGCCAUACCACGGAGUUGGUACGUGUGCUUUAAUGCUAAAAUUGGUAUUUUUUUACAUUAAGAUCUGCACUUAUCUUACCUUUCUAAUAAUCACUGUUUUAAGGGUUUAUUGCCGACUGUACCUUUACCCAAUCAAAGUGCUCUUCGCUGGAAGCUACGAAUUCAGUAAGCUUGUUCCAAACCGCCCAUUUUACUUCUCUGGCAAUAUNCAUUCUCGGUUCUGUUACAUUUUUGUGCUUUACGUUACUCUGGUACGCAAUGUUGUAUUUGUUAAUCAAAAAUACCCUAGGGUACUUACCAUUUACUUGGGAAAACCAGAAGUUCCGGUUGGGAAAUCAAAUGGUUCGAGCCAUUCCAUUUUGGUACUUCAGAAAAUAUGGGCUGUGAUUUAAGGUGAUGCAAUUUUUGUAGUCUAGUGUGUAGCUAAUUUGGAUAUACUUUGUAGCGGGUCGUUUUCCCACCACGUCAAAUUUUAUAGUUUUAUGUCUAUGCACCGAAUUUCCAUCCUGGUGGUUUGAGUAAAUGGUAAACAUCCAAUGCAUCUCAAGUAAACACUUUUAAUAGCCGGCACUGUGGGCCGGCGUUUGAACUUUCUUUACUAUACUUAGUUAAUAUGCUCUCCCUUCCCUUCAUUCUCUAUCUAACGCAGUUUAAGAUAACCGAACGCUUCACUGCCCAGAGCUGAUCAUGACAGGACCCUAAAAAAAGCCAACACAGUUUAAGUUGCUGUUUCCUUACCGCAAUCAUUGCGCAUUGUUUGAACCGUAAACAAGUGGUUACUGUUAGUUGGGAAGCGCAAAACAGUUCUCCCACGGCAUGCGUAUGGGGAUGGAAUCGGGAAAAUUGACCUGUGUGCCCAAACAAUUUUGAAAAAAUACCAAUUUUUGCACUGAGCCACACGUACCAACACCGCGGUGGAGCUGGCGCUCAAAAGAGUGCUUCUUUGCGCUCGCCUCGGUUGUAAAGGGUCUUUGAUUCUUGACGGGUUCGUCCGUUCAUAUACCCGACGGCAAUGCCAGCUGUCCAUGGCUGCCACCGCCGAGGUGAUAUGGUUGUGCGUAUGCGUAAGGUAAAGGCCAUACCACGGAGUUGGUACGUGUGCUUUAAUGCUAAAAUUGGUAUUUUUUUACAUUAAGAUCUGCACUUAUCUUACCCUUCUAAUAAUCACUGUUUUAAGGGUUUAUUGCCGACUGUACCUUUACCCAAUCAAAGUGCUCUUCGCUGGAAGCUACGAAUUCAGUAAGCUUGUUCCAAACCGCCCAUUUUACUUCUCUGGCAAUAUUAUGCUAUGGAUUCUUUUUGGUAUGAACUUGUGGUGGUUCCAGUACAUUUUACGGAUGCUGAUUCGAGCGGUGACAGGAAAAAAGUUGGAAGACAUACGAGAAGAUUCAGAAAUUAAAGAUGCAGAUGGCAAAAUUGACUGAAUAGAGUGGGAAUGGAAUAUGUCACAAUUAUGAAGACAUGGUAAUUAAGGAUGCAUUGUGUAGAUAAACAUUUUUUUGCAAAGUGCAUUGUAAAACUAACAAUUCAGAAAUUUCUCGGGAAAUGCAACAAAGGGUUCAGUGCUUUUCCUGUAAUCGAUAAAAUUUACACACCCAAAUUUAGUGUUUCAUACAGAAGCUGAAACCUCAGAACAACCUGAAUUUUAAAAAUUAUUUUCUAAUUUGAUCAGGGCCCUGGCUGCUUGUAUCGCUAAGGCGCUGCCGGGUCGUUGAGAACUGAGUGGCUAUAAAUUAGUGAACAAAUCGUAAUAUCAGGUGCUAAAGUAAAACCAAAGCAAUCAUCUUUCAUGUGUAGAAAGCAAAUAUUUUGUAGCCUCUAAUGCGAUUUUAUUUACACAGUAACACCAAUGAUGAAUGGAUGGUUGGACGGAUGGACAGUUUCUAGCUUGGAAAAAUUUUCGCCAAUUAAAGAUAGGAGGCAAAAUGUUAUAUACCUCCACCUAUUCUUGUUACCAAAGCUUCAUUGGAACCCCUUGCAUGCCUGAACUUCAGUGGCUAGUCAAACGAUAAUUUCAUCUAACCAUCCAUCCAAAAUUCACGAUCCAACUGACUGAAACCACAGUAGACCUCAUGAUUUGAUAUAUAGAAAAACAUGGCACCUUGAUCUAAAGAAUAUGCUAAAAAAGAGAUGAUAAAACAAUUGUGAGGAAACUCUUUCUUUAAUUUUUGUUUGGCUCUCUUGCCAGCUGCACCCUCAUCUAUACUGAGGUUUGAAAUGACACAUUUUUUCUUCUGUUUAUUUCUUUAUUAGGCUCUCUUUUAAAAUUAUACAUCAUGUUGUACGGUGUUAAUUUUAAUUCAAUAACGAGGUUUGCAAAAUGCGAGCCGUGCUCUGUGGCAGAUAGCCAUUAUAUUUGCAUCUUAAAUCUCCAUGCAAACGGACGCAACGUUGUUGGCCAACAACUCCCAGCAUUUUUAGAUGCUACAUGUUGCGUCCCUUUGCACACCUUGUGCAUGUUGUUGUAUGUUGUUGCGUGCUGUUAGUAGUUGUUGCGCAAAGUUUGAGACGGUCAAACGUUAUCCAGGUGCAGACGGACGGAACAACUCCCAGCAUUGUUGGGCUAAAAAUUUGGGAGUUGUUGCGUUCAUUUGCACGUAGCUUAAUCCACAUUAAGUUGCGCCAACAAUGCUGCUUGCUGUUGCGUCCCUGUUGCAGUGGUGAGCAAACGGAUGAAACAACAUGCAACAGGGCGUGCAAACGGACGCAACAUGUAACAUCCUACAAUGUUGGGAGUUGUGGGCCAACAAUUAACGUUGCGUCCGUUUGCAUGGGGCUCCAGUAAAAACUUUUCAUUGCUAAGAAAGGUCAAACACAGGGGAACCACACAAAUUGUGACUAUUGUAACGCUUGAAUUUAGAGGAACUGUAUGGGAAUAUCCGGUAAGGGAGUAUUGUCGUAAUGUUUGAAUGCGACGAUUUCUUACAUAUAACUUGAGAUCAAAAUAAACGUCUUUUUUUCUGAAAUGUUGUGUAUUGUCGUUCUAGCAGCAGAAAACGAGAAUUAUAGUGAUUUAAAGGGUUUUACAUUCGACGUUUACCUGAGCGUAUAUCUCAAAGGACGAACGACUUUUUCGAAACUCUAAUUACAGUAACUCUUGUUGGGACUUGUGUUGUUUAGUUUGUCUGUUUUUUAUUCAUUUACCGUAAUCUGUAACGGUCACUUUUGAAAACGAACAUAAAUCUGCAAAUCCAAUGCAAAGAUGAUCGGACUAUGUAAGAAUUACCUUUACAAGACAUCAACAUCACAUCGAUAGACUCCAAACAGAAAGAGGUUUCAGCCGUUAGCUGUUUCGCCUUUAUUGCGGCUUAUCAGAACGGAUUAACAACAGAGACGCUCUUCUUAGAGUCUGUUAAAAGUCCUACAUUGAUCGUCAGACCCGCCGAAUCAUGUCAUAUUACGUGUCUCCGGGAGGGCUACCGAGUAAAAAGAAUCUUGAAAAAGACAUCAAGUUGAUAUAAAAUGCGUAGGUUUACAGCGUUUAUCACCGUUAUUUGUGUUUGAAUUCUGUACUGGUUCAGUUGUAUUCAGACAAAAUCAUUAUGGCCCUUGCUACAGAACAUUGGAUAGAGAAAGACGCCGCAACCCUGAUCAUUUCUUCAAAACAGAAAGUCACAGAUGAUGUGAAACCGCGCGUGCUGCAUGUACCAGGCGUUGAGAUAGUGGAGUGAGAUGCGAAGUAAGAUAGCUGGAAAAAAAAAUAAGGAGGAAGAGAGGUAGAGAGGACUGUUUUUUUUUCUGCUCACAGCUUUUCGCGCCAUCCCCAUGAUCUGAACGCCGGGCAACAGGUUUCGCGUGAGUGCACAGGUAACCCCAUCGACCGUGUUGUUGUAUUUGUUUAAAUUAGCAUUUCUGGCCGUUUCAGCGAGAUUCUAGCGAGUUAUAGUUCUACCGUUGCUCUCAGCUGUAUACUAAAAAAUCUCUAUUAAGUCCCCCGGGGUUUUCUUUUAUUUCAAACACAUUUGAGUGGGGCUUAUUUGAGAGGGGGGCUUAUUAAAUUUAGAAGACAAUGGUAUCAGUUUUUCACAAACAACUAGAAUACAAAGUGGAAAAUCUCAAGUACAAGAGGUUGGAGGUAAUACAGCGGAGGUUCAAAAACAAAUCCGAACUUCCAGUUGAUAAAUAAACCAUUCAAAUGAAGGCUUACAGUCGUGAUUGAUUAAUACACUCUAUUGUUUAUUAGUGAAGAAUCAGAAUAAGGGGAAGGAAAGGGGGGGGGGGGGCUAGGGGGGGAGCUUAUCAACUUUCUUCCCCUGAAAAGGGGGGCUUAUUAGAGAAAGGGGGCUUAAUAUAGGAUUUACGGUAAAGAGAGAGCAAUGGUAAACUUGGAAAUCGCAAUCCCUCAUUGCAACGUAACGUCAGGCGCGGAUCCACACCGGUUUCCACCGUUUUACGGAAAUGGGUCACAUUUUUCAAAAUAAAUAAUACUGUAAGAUUUGGCCAAUAUCCUGUCUGAAUAACUUGGAAACACAGGGAAAGGGACUCAAGGAGUAAAAAUCCGAAACAUUUCCUGGGGGAGCCCGCCCCCGGACCCCGCUAUAAGAUUGCGUCUUCGGCGCUCGAUUUAGGGAAUCGGUCAGUAUUUUUCCUAAUCUAUCCGCGCAAGGUUAUGGUUGGCAGCCGCACUGAGAAAGGAACCAGACGGCUUAUAAGAGAAAAGGCGGAACGUAAACUGUGGUUUGAAGUUCAUUGUUUAUUUUAUUUUGUUUUAUUUAUUUAUUUAUUUAUUUAUCACAAUCUAUGGUCAAAGGCCGAAGGAUAAUCUGUAAAGGAGUAAACCCCAUAUAAAAAAAGAUCACCUAUGAACUAAUGUAGAUACUUAAUAAAAAACAAACAAGCUAACUAACUAACUAACUAAAAACCCCUAAUGAAUUUCUUAACUCUAGACUUAAAAAUAUUUACUUUAUCAGAACAACGAAUAUCUAAAGGUAGUUGAUUCCACAAGUCAGUUUCUUCAAGUCACUCUACACGUGAAGUUGGGGUUCCUGUGGUGAGUGUUCCUCACAGGAGGGGACACUCCCUCCCCUCCCUUAUUCGAUUAUCUCUGUCUUUGUGCUGCACAAAGGCGGUUUUCAAUAUGGCUGUUGGUUACUUUGAGGGUUUCUGCAGCAUAUGGCACCAUUGUUGCAUUGAAUGGAAGGAACGAGGCCCCAGAAAAACAUUUCUGAAAGACUUUAUAAAUGAGCUUUCCGUUUAUGGAUUUAUAUCAGUACAUGACAUUCUUCUAUGCCUACUUCUUGGCGUGUUUUUCACUUUUUUACGUCAUGUUUUGACGGUAGCUGUGUUUAAGGUGAGAUUUGAUUUUAACUGCCUAAUACUACUACUUAUUUUUUAUCAUUAAAUUGCAAAAGUGUUUACUCUUUUUGUUCUUAUUAAACUAAAAUCUUAUUUAAGCUUCUUUUUAACCAUGAUAGGCUCUUUUAUUUAAGUUUACUCAUCGAAGUAGAAAUUAAUAAUAAAACGACCUGAACAAAUGAUCAAGGCUCUACAAAAGACGAACAAAAUUGCCCACAAUUGCGAAAAAAUCAGGUUAUUCUCACUGUCGUGGCAAGUAGUGGAUUGCGUGAUUGCGGCCGAUCGCUAUUCCAGGCUAUGACAUCGAGCUUAAAAUAGCGAAGUUUUAUCCGGGACUAGGUCGGAAACUGUCAGUUUUCAAAGUAAAGUAAGCUUAUUUUCGCGCCCUCUAUGAAUCGUAUGUUUGUUGGGUGCUCCCUUGUGCGAUGCUGUAAAUUUAUUUCGUUAUGCUGCCUGCGUGGCAGACAUCAUGUGAAGAUUAUGGAGCUCAUUAUGCAAGGGAGGUUUAUCAUGAUUGGUCUGAAAUUAUGUGUUGAUCAAGCAUCACUAUAAAUGUUUUGAUUAAAUUACUAAAUUGUGUUAUUAGCUUGAGAACUUUAUUCAAAAGAGACGCCAUUUCUUUUAAAGACAAAAUUAGUUGUAAAAGAAGGGCAUUUCUUCAAAUUUUUCCUCUAGUAACUAGAAGGUCAUAGGUUAGACUUUUGUUUGGAUUACUAAGAUCCUUUCUUUUUCUUUAUGAAUUAUAAACGAGUUUAUUUAGCUCCCUUAAGCGACCACCCUCUAUUGUUUUGCCAUGUGGUUGCUUACAAGUGGUCAUUCUCGUAAUGACCAGGUCUAGUUUAUGAAGAAUUAUAUACCUGCCAACUCUCACGCCUUAGGGGUGAGUCUCACUCCUUAGGGGUGAGUUUCACGCCUGUGGGUUGAAAACUUCGAUCUCACGCCGGCUCACACUUGCGGGCCAAUUUCUCACGCCUGAUUGAAAAAUGUGAGUUGUUGCUGUCUUGCUUGACACAAUUUCCAAAAAUAUGUUAACUCAGACCCAUGUAAGGAAUGAAAACCAUGUGUAAAAUGAAUAAAUGACAAUACCUUCCUCGCGAUCUCUGAUUUUUGAAGUAAAAAGCACUGGGAGCGAGCUCGAGUUUAUACGCGUCCUAAGACUGGGACUCGAUAACAACGCCUUCAGCAGACUUCAGAUGUCUUCGGAAGACUUCGGACGUCUCCGGAAGUCUUCGGACUUCUUCAGGAAUCUUCGGAAAUGAUCGUGUCUCCUUCAAAAAUCCCAGCACUCCCAGGAUAAAAAUCUCACGCUUAUAUCUCAGAAAAAGUUGGCAGGUAUAGAAUUAUGCAGAUCGAGGAGGGUGUUAUCUAAAAAAAGUUGCAGUGCCAACUUCCCUCACCUGCAGCCAAUGACUGAAUUGCAGUGGAACCAGAGAGGUGAGAUUGGACUUCAGCAUGUAAAGGUGCACUUCUUGCAGCCACUUCAGUCCAUGUUUUGAUCACACGUCACCCACCCAGACCAAUGACGGCACAAGUCAGAUAGACCAUGACAUCAGGGCCUAUGUCCCCUACUCUUUUUUAUUAAUGUCAUGGGUUCUGUUACAUCCCCUUCCAACUGGAGUACAAGGAUGAAGGUGACAAGGCCAACGGCUUAAGGUCACUGCCCAAUGACGUGAUCAUCUGAACUGAGAAAGGAGUUUCACAGCUAGCAUGGUCUCACCAGUUUUUUUAAAGACCUUGGUUGAUGGUCCAGCGGGGGUUUGAACUCACAACCUCCCGCUCAGCAGACCUGCACCCUUCCAACUGAGCUAAUUGGGCGGUGGUAUCCACUAGGUGGAUAAUACCCUCUGAGAUCUGCAUAAUUCUUUAUAGUCUACAAAAGCCAAAUUCAUUAAUUGCAUCAUUAUUCAUUCAAAAUAAUUCCUAGUUUAACAACAAGCUAAAGCGUGCUUCCUUCGUCGAUUUUAAGUUCACCUCAUCAGUGCAUGUUUAGAAGAUAAAGGGCUGUUCAGGUUUGCAAAUAUACUCCAAAUAGCAGAUGUUGUCCGUCCAGUUGUCUUCUUGCUAUGUUUUUACACAAUACUUUGUCGUGAAACGAGUAAAAUGUUCCGCCGAUUGUUUAGCCAUUUUUCUUUUCACAACCAAAACAACUCAGCCUCGUCCCCAGGUCUAUAAACAGGCUAAUGCACAAGGAGCUUGUUGUGCAGAUUCUCUUCCAUUAACCUCAGGUAUUAACCUCAGGUAUUAGCCUCAGGUAUUGACUUCAGGUAAUUAUCUUCUUCCAGUAGUCUGUCAAACAAAAUAGGGCUUUUCUUUUUCUUGAGUUUAGGCAAUUUGACAAACGCAACUCUAGAAUAUUAUGACAUUUUGUUUAUGUUUUCACUUACCUAGAGCUUAGGGAGUAGAGCUCUUGCGAGCUAAUACACUCUCCAUGAAUUAUUAUGGGUAGGAGACACAGGGAAUUAUGAAUCAAACCAGUAUAAAAUUUUUAACCUGUCUACAAUUUUGACCUGUAACAUAUCUACAUAUCUGAACAAGUAAUUUAUGAAGCAGUUCCCUGAAAGCUAAUUGUAUUCCAUCCUGUUUUUGACAAACAUUUACUGCAUCAGUAGUUAAGCAAGCUGGUCUGUGAACAGCAAGAACCCAACUCCUAGUGCCAGCAGCAUUUUCCUUCAUGUUGAUGAAUUCACUAGAGUUUCAGCAAUUAAAACAUUUUCAUCUAACCCUCGGAAUUAUGCAGUUUUUCCUAAAAUUGGGACAGUAAAUAACAAGGUGCAAUUUACUUAAAAAAUAAUAUUUUGUACUUGCAGCCGACUUUCAAGUGGUGUAAGCUUCUUGAGAAAGAUCAAGGAAAAUGUCCAGAAAGUGCCUUCAAACUUUUGUUUUAUUCUUCAGCAUAUGGAUACUGCUGUUACCUACUAUUUAGUGGCAAAUAUGACUUUUUUCAUGACACAAGUACUUGCUGGAAAGGUAAACUUAACUGCUAAUCUCAUACCCAGAUCUUUUAUUGAUGAAGCUGAAGGUGAGAUCUGGUCUAAUCAGAUUUUGUACACGUUACUGCCUGUCAGGAAUGUGACGGGCAAUGAAAGAGUGGAUGCUGAAGAUAAAUCCUCUAUUUUCAACGGGUUGAACAACGAAUUUGAUAGAGCCAUGAUGUUUUUUCUGACAAACGGUGGUUAUAUGUACAUCUUAAGUAUGAACCAACUAAUUUGUUGUUGUUUUUGGUCUUUUUAACAUCGAAUUCAACUCAACAGUUAGUUUGAAUUUAAUUAUCAUUUGAUAGCGCGCACUUAACCCUCAAAGCAGUACGCGUCAAGAAUUUUUUCUAUCCCCUUCAAAAUUCUGUAUUGACACCGAGAGAGAGUUUUAAAAAGUCUUAAAAGAUAAGAUAAAAAUGGUUUUACAAGAUAAAUUGAGACAGAAAACUACUUCAUCAGUGAAAAUAUUUAUUUUAUCAGAACUAAAGACUUGGCAAAGAAUGAAAAAACACACGCCAAAGUGCAGGCAGAUAACAACACUCACACCAUUCACUCACAAUCUAACCAAUCAAAAAAACUGACAUGAUACAACUUACUUUGACUCUGAAGAUGACUACUGCAUAGGUUGUUGAAACAUCAGUCACUGUCAACAACAACAGUCCUAUUCAGACCUACAUUCACCUGGACUAUCCAACUCAGCCUACUUUUGAAAUGACUCCUGCACUGGGUUCAAACUUUUCACAAUUUUUAAAUUAAUGAUUUUUUUUUACGAACAUUAAACAAAUAACGAUAGGCAGGACUAAGAGUCAGGGACCAGGGAUUACUCCCGAGUAUGAUCCCACUGAGUAUUUUCUUAGGUCAAAAAAGAUUAAAUAAUAAAAAUUUAAAAGAACCUCCUAGCUGUUAAAAUCCUUGCCUCCCUAGUGCAUAAUUAUACACAGCAACUUGAAAUUAAGUGACUGGGUUGGUACCCAGGGUUUUCAAAAAUAGCGGACAAAUGGUGAAAAUCACCACCUACUUGGUGGCCAGCUACUAGCUCAAGCGCUGUCAAAUUUACUCUGACAUUUUUGCGAAAGAUGGCAAAAUAAGACACCUGUUUUCACAAUAACGCAGACCUGCAUCAAAACCUUCAGGCAAACUUAAGGUGUAAAAAAUUGUGUGGCCAAACAACACUGUAACAUCAAUUUUCUUUGAAUCCUAGGAUGGUACAAAGGAAUGCCAGUAGCUCAAGAUAUUUACAUACUCUAUGCAGUAGAAGCUGGAUUUUACUUUCAUUCAGUGUAUGCCACAUUUUUUAUGGACCAGUGGAGGAGAGAUUCCAUUCUUAUGAUUUUGCAUCAUGUUCUUACUAUUUCACUCAUUUCUUUCUCAUUUGCAGUCAGGUAAGAACUUAUGUAUCACAAGAAAUAUACAGCUCAAUUCCUUUAAGAGAUCUGAACCUCUUCUGAUAGCCAUUUGUAUUUCAGGAAUUGUUUAACUAUUUUUUAUGAAACUAGUAGCUACACUACCAUCCAGAUACUGGUGGGUGAAAAGGAAUGUAAUUUAAUUUGAAGAACAACUCCGAUAUUAAACCAACUGUCAGGCAACUGUCAGCCGACAGUUAACUGACAUAUUACUGACACCAUCUGCAUGAAGAACUGUUGAAAAUGAAACACCUGAGACACAACUGACAGCGUGUCUCACCAAAUAACCCUUUUACUAUGAACUUACCCUCAAACUGUGAGGAAAAUUGUCACAAUGGAAGCAAAUUAAACGAGCAAAACCACGUCCAUACUACCAGAGAAAGCAUGCUUUCAUUUGCCCUAUAUAAUGCAUUGAGAAACUGCAUUUAAAACUUGGGCUAGACUACCUGCCAGGAUCUAUAGUGCUCGCUCCCUGUUCCCUUACAAAUCAAACAUUUAGAUGCAAAUAUGAAGCUGUUCAAGAAAACUGGUAAAAGUUUAUUUUUCCUUUUUUCCUCAUAUUCAGGGGUACUUUCCAUUCAACCCAAAAUUCCGGAAAUUUCUGUUGGUACAUCAAAAUGGAACGGGCCAUUUUGGUUUGGUCUGACUGGAAUAUUUGGGACCCCAGCUUUGAAGGUAGUCCACUUUGACCAGACCGACCAAAAUCAAAUGUCCCUUUCCAUUUGACAAAAUUGUUCCCCAGUACCGCUCAUUUGUAUCCUAUACUUACAAGAACAAUAACCAAAUGCAUGGUGGCUUGGGUUGGGUCUGUGCAACCAGAAUGUACCGUUCUAUUACUGGGCAUGUGAAAUUUCCGAAAUUUCAAGCCAGAUUUUUUGUCGAAUGGAAAGUGGCCUAGUUGUUGAAUCUUUGGGAGGCAACUUUAAACCAUAAGCCAUUGUCAUCCCUAUGCAUCAAAAGUACCCAUGUCCCCAGAAAAUUAAGGGAUGUUGAUCCCAGUGUCAUUGUCCAUCUGACUUUCAACAGCAUUGGUCUGGGUCACUGAGUAAGGUGACAUCAAGUAUGUAUGGACUGUACCUGGGUCAGAAACAAGUAUAGUGUGCUUUUUAAAUUGUGCUUUAGACAAUUGGUAAAUCUCAUUUGUUUGGUUCCCCAGUAGUUCAGCCACUAGUCAGAUGUGAGGGCGGAAUUUUGUGGCACCAUUCCUCCUACUUCCUUCCACAUGUUGCAAACAAUCAACUCAACUUUCACAUGUACAUGUAAUCAUUUUCUCAGAAAGAAAUAAUUUCUUGAAUAAGGUUUACCAUGGGGCCCGUUUAGUCAAUUUCUGUUGUUGCAGACUAGUUUGUGACUCAAAAUGUUUACUGUUUCUCUUUUCUCUCUUUUAGAUACCACAGAAUUGGUUUACUUGUCCUGUUUCUUCAUGAUGUCAAUGAUGUUUUUCUAGAAUUCUCUAAACUCUGUGUUGCAUUCAAAUCCCGCAAUGGAAAGUACCACCUCAUACCAGAUAUUCUCAGUAUUGUUGGCUUUACUGUCUUUGCAUCAUUGUGGUAGGCAUGCAUUUCUAUUGUUUUUAACAUAAAACAAAAUUAAAGCGCAUUACAGCUGUAUGUGCACUGCUCAUGCUUUUGUCUCUCUUUUAGGUUUUAUUGUCGCCUGUACAUUUACCCAAUCAAAGUGCUUUUCUCUUGUGGUUUUGAUUGCCGCUUGUAUGUUCCCACUGCUCCAUUUUACUUCUUCUUCAACACAAUGUUGUGGAUUUUAUUUGCCAUGAAUGUUUGGUGGUUUCAGUACAUUGUCUGGCUCCUGAUUCGAAUAGUUACGGGGAUGAGUCGCAGUGUGGAAGACACACGAGAAAUUCCAAAGACAAAAACAGCAAAUGGUCAAAAUAUGGUAGAAAAUGAAGACAUGUCAAAUGGUAGCAAUAAAAACCAUGGUUAGUACAAAUAUGCCCUUAACAUGUUAUUUUUUAAAACAUUUUUUUUUAUAUUGCUACAAUAGUACGCGUGCUCUGAUUGGCUGCUGUGUGGGCAUUUUUCUUGUAAUGAUGAAGCAUUAUUAGCUAGCUGUCCAUGGCAUAUACAAUCUGUGUUUAACUUGAUAGUGGACAUCCUUAUGGACAUUUAUGUUAUGGUCAAUUGAGAGCUGUCAAAAAGGGUAUCCACAGACCAGUGUCACAUGAGUGUAUUGGGGGCUCAAGUCUACAACUCAUUGAGGUGACAUCUUUUUUUGAAGUUAUCCACUGGCCAGUUAUUGUUUUUAAUUGAUCACAGGCUCAGGUCCAUAAUGAAAAGGCCAUAUUAAAAUAAAUAACUUAUUAAACUUGUUAGUUCGGUCAUUACAGGGAAGUCUCAGACCAAGGCCUUGAUUUCCCUGUAAUGACCUCACUCUCAGUUUAUAAUAAAAGGUAUAUAUUAUUAUUAUUAUUAUUAUUAUUAUAUAAUUUCAUAUUGAAUAAUACAGCAGCACAUACAGGCAGAAUGAUCAUAAUUCCUGUGCAAUUUUUGCAAGCAUCUUUCAUGUCAAUGUCAACAUGUCUGUGACUGUUACCUGCAAAACAUCAGUCUGCUGACAAACAGUCCUUUUUAAAAUUUAAAAAUGAAAAUUUAGGACCAGACGUACCCAUCCACUAAUAUGAUGUGACGUUUGGCUUGAAUCAAUUUUUCCUUCCAUUUUCAAAAGUGGUUAUGAUGCAUAGUCACCUUGAAAAAACUUAUGAGCUUAAUGCUCAGUCAAAUGAGUGACAAUGCUGCCACUGAAUUUUAACCACAUGAAAGAUCACAUGAUCAGACCCCACCAAGGACUGAGGAGUUUACUUCCUUUUUGUAUCAUACUUGAGGGUGGCUUGUUAACAACUGAGGCAAAAACUUAUACAUGUGCUUCUGUAUUGGGCGCAAUCAAAGUUCUGCAGGCACUUCUUUAACCUGACCAGGCAUUUUAAAUACAUGUAGGCACUAAACAACAAGUGUCUACAGAACCUAGAUGGAUGGACUGAUAGAACAACCCUUAACACUAGGUUUUUAAUGGUUUUAAAGAACCACCUGUAAACUCCGGCGGCUGUCAAUAAGGGCCAGUAGCCGGCAAAAAGCGCCGGCUUCUUUCAUCUCCUUCUACCAUAACUGCUAACAAAAAAUUAAAAUAUUGUUAAGCAUCUGUUUCCCAGUUUUACAUGACAGUGAACGCAUAUUUAAACAGGUGUAGAUCUAUGAAACAUUCUAACCGUGUGAUGUCUUGGUAUGCCUGGCACAUUUAGACAGCAUUGUUCCCAGUCUUGCAUGUAUUCUGACAAAAUAAUAUGGUAUCUUCGGUGGAAAUAUCCCUUGAAAACCCCUCGAAACACCAUUUCCAAGACUCUAAAUUCAAAAUGUCCCUAGAUGCCUCAGUCCUUAAGAACUUGUGCCUUUGGUGUGAGUUUAAAGCCACCUACUAUUCAGUAUCAGCCUGCCAGUUAAAAACGUUUUGGCAGCCGUAGACUCCCAGUCCUUUUAGGGUGAGGCUGGGACCAGUUCAAAUGAUGCUUUAAGGCUGCCCUACUGUGGAAAAAAUAGUCACAAACUGUGAGGAAAAAAGAAACGUGGUCACAAACUAUUUGAAGUGUUGUAUUAAUUUGAACAUGAUCCACGUGAGGAAAGAAUGACUCUUCUAUGCACAAUGUAGUGAAGAGUAACAUUUUCUGUAUACAUGUACUUUUUUUACUUUUCAGUUAUAACCAGCAGUAACAAAAAGGAUGCAGACACCAAAAGAAUGAAUUAUGCUGACCAUUUUGUGGGACAAGAUGCUAAUGAGGCAAAGAUACAAAAUCGUCGGAGAAAGCCACGUACUAAACCAGCUAACCCGUAAACAAUGAAAUGAUCCAAAAUCAAGAUAUCCUGCAAGUCACUUAAGUAUAAUUACAAGACCCAGAUUGAAAAAAUUUACCCUAAAUCUGUUCACUAUCCUUGUUUUUUUUUUGUUAAAGCUCUGCACGUUUUGUCAUUAUUUAUACACAUUAAUUUAAGUUUAGUUUCCCUUUUUCCUUUGUGAAUAUUAUUAAUGGAUUCAUGAAUGGAAUUUAAUAUAAUAUAUUUAGGAGAAUAUUGUAUAUAACAGUAUUAAAAGUGCUUGUCAACAUACACACACACAGAAGGGGGUCCUCAGAUUUAACUUACAGUUUGUGAUGGAAAAUUACAAAAGGAACUAAGUUGUCACCCCCCCCCCCUCCCCUGUCCCCUCAAAAGAGGCCCCUUUGUUUGUCUAAAACCAAAUCUCCCAUAAAGUCCUACACAGUUCAGGGAAUAACAAAAAACUAACUCUUCAUUCUCUGCAUGAAAUCAAGCUUCAACCAAGAUGAGUAAUUACACAAUUUCACACUCACUAAAAUCCACAGAAUACCAGUUUCAAGUUCAAAAUCUUGCAAAGUGGCAUUUAAUACCCAAGUACCCUCAUCCCAAUCAUUCUUACUUGACAAUAUAAUGACCUUUCACUACAAGACACUACAAAUUGUUGGUUAUUAGCUGAAAAAAUGCUCCAGAAUUGCAUUUUUCAGUGUCUCUCAUGGCAAGAGAAAGGAGAGAGGAAGUGGUUUCCUCUCAUUUACACUUAGCUCUGCUGGCAGGAAAAGAAUACUUUUACUCAUAUUGUUGUCUGUUAUUUUUUUUGUAGAAUCUUCCUCUAUUCAUACAUUUUGUGAAUUUGAUAAAAGAACUUGGAGAUUUUUGUAUACCCAUAUUUCCAGUUCUUAAUUUAUUUUUUGGCAUUUAGUCAGAUUGAAUUAUUUAUGCAUAAUUUGUAGACUUAUUGAAAUAAAAUCUUUUAGAUUUUGGACAUAAUUAAUAAAUUUAACACAACAAUGUGUCAGAAUUCAAAUGCAUAGAAGUGGGUAAAGAGACAAAGCACAGCUCAGUUAGUAAUAAAUUUAGAAGGACGAACCAGGGUGAAAUUCUGUGUCUAGCCUAUAGAACAGUAAUACUCAUUGAAAUUCAAGGCAAAAAUUUAACCGUCAUUAAAGUCUGCGUUUCAAAUCUCUUUGAGGCCGGUGAGUUACUUUCCAUUCAUUCCUUUCUCUUUUGUUUCAACACUUGAUUUUAAACCCUUAGGGAAACCUUGGAAUAAUGCCUAGGGUGGGUCCCCCCCUUACAUUCGGGUGGAGGUGUUCGGGAUGCUUCCGUGCCUAUGCCAUCCGGGGGGACCAACAGGCAUCCAUGCAUUGGGUGAGUCCCCCUGAAACAUUCUUUUGAGGAUAUUUGGGAUGGUUCCUAGCAACUUCAAUUUUGUGCCUGUUCUAUCAUCGGAGACCCAAGGGCAGCUAAUAGGGACGACGAGAUAUUCACAAGCGGAAGUUUACUACAAGAACAGAAGAACGUAGCUUUGGCUGUGAGGAAGACUCAUUUUAAAACAGAACUGAAUGUAAGGCUGGCAAUAAGGCAAAGGGCUGACUUAUUUGAGGCCAAUAUUUCAGCUAACAAAAUUAGCCUUCCUCAUAGGAACCAGGCUCCGCAGUGGAAGCGGGGGGGGGGAAGGAGCCUGCGGUCCCAGGCCUCCUUCCUCGGGGCCAUGGCCAGAGCUGCACCGAAAAAGAAUGCUACAAGGGCUCCUAAAAUUUGAAUUUAAAUUGACAUGAGAGGUUAAUGAUAAACUAAAAAUGAGAACCAUAGAUAGCAUGAUAGGCUAAUUUUGUUUUAGCCGAUACUGAAUGGUCUUAAAUAGAGGAACCACGGUCUGUAUUAUUUACGCGUUGAGUGUACCUCUGCAUUCAAAGGUUAUUCUGACAUUCUUAUAAUUAUAUCCCGUAUGUCCUGUUGGCGUCACCUCAGUCGCCGAGGUUGAGCCUGUUCCAGGAUCUCUGUUAAGCUACGUACAAACGGACGCAACAUUUCUGGGAGUUGUUGCGUCCUUUUGCACGUAGCUAAAAGUUUGACCGGUUUCAAAUUUUGCGCAACAACUACCAACAACUCGCAACGACAUGCAACAGGGUGUGCAAACGAACACAACAUGAUGUAACAUCCAGCAAUGUUGCGGCCGUUUGCACGGGGCCUUAGUGGUGACGGGCGACUGAAAAAAAAAGAGCGUAGAGCAGAAAAAAGAUAGAGAGGGAGAGUAAGAGACGGAAGGGGGAGGAAGAAAAAAAAAUAUCCUUAUCAUCUCCCUUCUCAGCUCAACUCUUUGCCUUUGUAACUUUCACACCAAAAAAAUCGCCGAUGAUGAAUUUGCGGGUACAAAUGACCAUGAAAUCGCCCCAAUUUACAGGCACGAACAAAACUCGCAGAAAAAAAGAGCCGACAACGAUCUACUGUGUCAGUUUCAACUAACUCCUGACAACUGCAUCUGUUACCUGGAGUAACAACUAUCAUUCACUUUUAGUUUCUUCAUUUUUUCGACUGCUGGUGGGGCUAAGGAAACACCAGAAACCGUAUCAUAAAGACUUCUGUCUUAGGCCAUCGUCGCUUAAUAAAAAUAAAACAAAAACAACGGCUCACAAUGUUUAUCACCGCUGUUUGUGUCGUGUUGUGUAUUAUUUUUGAUUAAUCACCAGAAAUUUUUUCUACAAUAGUAUCAAAAACACUCAUAGCCUGAAACCUAGGGACGUUUCGCAGAGGAGAAGUUUCAAUACUGUGAAAAGUCCCUUGCGUCGAGGAGCGAGGACAGACGGUUGUAUUCGUAGGAUUAGAAAACUUAUCUAUUAAAUGAAAGAACUUUUGGAAGACAUAUUUAUGGUUCAAUAAGAAUUAGGGCGAGGUCACGUGAGAGGUCACGCGCACGCGAAAGUCACGGUGACCUGAGGUCAGGCCCAAUUUUAGUAACAUUCACAAGCUGUGAUCACAUGUACGGUAUCACUUAUAAAAUUUACUUAUUUUGAUUCUUGUCUUGUUUUCUUUGAUUUUGAUAUUUUAUAUUUGAUUAAAGAGAAAAAUAUUUUUGGUUUUAGUGUUUGAUUUCUCAACUGCAUUUUUGAUUUCCAAAAUUUCCGCGUUUGAUUCUUUCAGUACAUGUUUGAUUGUCAAAAUGAGGUCGUUUGAUUUCUCAAAUGACACUUUUGAUUUCCCAAACUUGUCUCGUUUGAUUCUUUUGAUUUCCAAAAUUUGUCGCGUUUGAUUUAUCAAAUGGCACUUUUGAUUUCCGAAACUUGGCUCGUUUGAUUUUUCAAAUGGCUAGCCUGCGUAGCAGGCGUCGAAAGGGGUAGGCCAGGGAGAAAGGGAAAAAGGGAGGGGGAUUGGGGAGAGAGGGGAAGCUCCCUUCCCUUUCCCCUCUUUCGUUCUUUUCUCCCUCCCCCUCCCCUUUUUGCGCCUGCCACGCAGGCUAUCAAAUGGCGUUUUUUAUUUUCAACAUGAGACUGAUAUGGAUCUUAUCCACGUGACAUUUUCUGUGGGUGGUAAGCCCUACUGUCCCGAAAAGCGCUCGAAAAUUCAAACGAAAUGUGCUCAUGCCCCCUGGGUAUCCUAUAAUACUCCUUCAAUCGAAUUAAUUCAAUAUGGCCGCCGUAUCGGUAAAAAGGUCUAUUGACUGAGUGUCCCACUGUCACGUGAAUAUCAUCCGUAUCUGUCUCAUUUAAAUGUCAUUUGAGAAAUCAAACGCGACAAAUUUUGGAAAUCAAAAGUGUCAUUUGAGAAAUCAAACGCGACAAACUUUGGAAAUCCAACGCGUCAAAUUUUGGAAAUCAAAAAUGCAUUUGAGAAAUCAAACGCGACAAACUUUAAAAAUCAAUAUGACACAAUAAAUACCNGUGAGAGGUCACGCGCACGCGAAAGUCACGGUGACCUGAGGUCAGGCCCAAUUUUAGUAACAUUCACAAGCUGUGAUCACAUGUACGGUAUCACUUAUAAAAUUUACUUAUUUUGAUUCUUGUCUUGUUUUCUUUGAUUUUGAUAUUUUAUAUUUGAUUAAAGAGAAAAAUAUUUUUGAUUUUAGUGUUUGAUUUCUCAACUGCAUUUUUGAUUUCCAAAAUUUCCGCGUUUGAUUCUUUCAGUACAUGUUUGAUUGUCAAAAUGAGGUCGUUUGAUUUCUCAAAUGACACUUUUGAUUUCCCAAACUUGUCUCGUUUGAUUCUUUUGAUUUCCAAAAUUUGUCGCGUUUGAUUUAUCAAAUGGCACUUUUGAUUUCCGAAACUUGGCUCGUUUGAUUUUUCAAAUGGCUAGCCUGCGUAGCAGGCGUCGAAAGGGGUAGGCCAGGGAGAAAGGGAAAAAGGGAGGGGGAUUGGGGAGAGAGGGGAAGCUCCCUUCCCUUUCCCCUCUUUCGUUCUUUUCUCCCUCCCCCUCCCCUUUUUGCGCCUGCCACGCAGGCUAUCAAAUGGCGUUUUUUAUUUUCAACAUGAGACUGAUAUGGAUCUUAUCCACGUGACAUUUUCUGUGGGUGGUAAGCCCUACUGUCCCGAAAAGCGCUCGAAAAUUCAAACGAAAUGUGCUCAUGCCCCCUGGGUAUCCUAUAAUACUCCUUCAAUCGAAUUAAUUCAAUAUGGCCGCCGUAUCGGUAAAAAGGUCUAUUGACUGAGUGUCCCACUGUCACGUGAAUAUCAUCCGUAUCUGUCUCAUUUAAAUGUCAUUUGAGAAAUCAAACGCGAUAAAUUUUGGAAAUCAAAAGUGUCAUUUGAGAAAUCAAACGCGACAAACUUUGGAAAUCCAACGCGUCAAAUUUUGGAAAUCAAAAAUGCAUUUGAGAAAUCAAACGCGACAAACUUUAAAAAUCAAUAUGACACAAUAAAUACCAAAAGGAUUUUUCCUUUUAAUCAAAAACAAGAUAUCAACAUCAUAGAGGACAAGAAAAGAAUCAGACAUCGUAAAUUUUAUUUGUGAUACUCCUCGAACACGGUACACAUGGGCGUACGGCAGUGUAGCAUAGUCAGCGAUUUGGCGCUUCAGUGUGACUACAAGUAUCACUUGAAACAGGGCAAACAAAAUACGGCAAACGUUUGGUACAGAAAAAAAAACAUUUUUCAAUACUUUUUAGUUUAUAUCACGUUCAUAACUUCCUUCUUCCUUUUAAUUCCCCCCUCCCCCCCUCCCCCCCACCCAUCCCCGAGAAGAAACGUUUUUUACCUAUUGGCUGGUUUCAAUUUAUUCAUACUGCUGCCCCGUCAGGUGCUGCGAUAAACGUAUUUCUGGUAUAAAAUACUUUCCAAGCAACAAUCCAAGCAGUAUUCUUUCGCUCCGGUCUCUUUCUUCUUUAAAGCGCUUUUUAAGUCACGUGACGAGGGUUAUGCUGAACCUGAGCCUCCCCUCCCAUAAGGCAUUCCGCUCCUUUGUGCAAAAAGGUGGUUCCAAAAUGGCGGUAGGAUUCUUCGAAGCCUUCAUGAAAAUAUGGGACCAUUGUUUUAUUGAAUGGGAGGAACGAGGCCCAAACGAAACAUUUCUAACAGAUUUCUUUAAGGAGCUCUCCAUCUAUGGCUUUAUAUCAGUUAAUGACAUUCUUCUAUGUCUGUGUCUUGGUGUUUUGAUCACGAUCUUGCGUUAUUUCUUGACGGUAGCUGUCUUCAAGGUGGGUGAGCGUUUUUUGCAAGAUUAAUUAAGCUUAUUUUUAUUGCAAGUUUUACUGAGAGAUGGGCUGCCACUAGUCCAUGUCAUUAAAAAUUUACGCCGGUUUGGUCUAUAUUUGUGUUACGAGCGGGAUUCGUUUGGUUUUAGUGAAAGUAAACUACACGGGUUUUGCACGCAAACAAGCGAGCAAAGAUCGUCACAAUGUGCAGGGAGAUCAGCGACCCGUUUCGACUUAUUUUGUUUUGUUGUUAAUCGUAAACCCAUUGUGGAAAUAGUUUACUUGAACCACGAAAACCGAACUACUCCUACACUGAAGUCAUCAAUUGCUAUUUACUGUUACUAAAACUUCAGUUGUAUGUUCAGAGGUCAUGCACUCCUCCGCUUCCAUUCUAGAUUUAUAAAUCGCACUAUCACUUGCAAAUUUUGUGUUGGAAGUAUUUUUAACAGUCUUUGCCUUAUUUAUGUUUUUAGAGGUCUUCUCGGCUUGCAAAUUUGAUCUUCCAGUAAGCUUAUAGAGUUUUAAGUUGUGUUUUGUGAAUAUGUUAAUAGUAUUUUUAAUUCAUUUUACUAGUUUGCGAAAUCAACCUGUCGGCUUCUUGACAUAUUAUAAUAUUUCAGCGCUGGUGUUGUUAACGUUAAAACGCACAUAGUUCUAGUUUUUCAAUUCAAGCAAAAUGCUGCUUAUAGGUUCACUGAAUUGGGUUUGAGUAUGUUUCAUUGGGACGUCGAGUCUUUGUGAAAUGUUUAGAAUUUUUCAGUUUAAUUUGUUUACGUUGUGUGAUGUUGGCCCACGUGUGUUUUAUGGAAAUGUUUUGAUAAGUUAUUCAGUUUUAAAAAGUUCAAAACAAGCAACUCCUUUCUGGAAAUACGUGUUUGACUGUAGAAGAAUUCAGCCCAUGUUUAAUAGUUAAUCCUCUCUGUUCCCUCUAGAUAGCAUUCGUUCAUUGGUAAUAAUCAUCGAUAAUCUUGUUCAAAGCUGCAAAAUGAUCAAUAGCUUUGUUCUCCUCUCUUGAUGUUAUUUUCAUGUGCAGAUCAAUAAAAAUGAGAAGUCGAAUAUGACUCUACCAUACCAUGCAGACUUGCCAACCUCCAAAAGGCAAAAAAUGUGAGACUCUGAGCCUUAUAGAGCUGGAAAAAGUAGAGAGAAAUGGGUAAAAAGCCAUAAGAUGUCCCAAAUUUUCUGUUGGAAGGCCUUUCACUAGAGAAUAUGGGUAUUGGAAGUCACAUAUCACUUUAAAGCUGGAGUAGCAAACAUCAUGAUCAAUUUUACUAAUUAGGUUUUGUAAUUUCUAUGUUUUGUUAGUGGCCAUCUUGAGAGAAACAGCUUCACAUUUGGUGGCAGCAGCAAGUAGCGUAAGGCUAGAAGAAUGCAAUCAAACGUGACUGCUAAUUAAGCAUUUUCUUUGGAUUGAGCUGGCUAUCUAUUGAUAUCUAACUAGGAAACGAACCCUAUAACUCCAAACUUUUUUGGAGAAAUCAUUUGCCAACUCGUGAGAACACGAGAUAGGUCGUGAAAUUGUGAGUCUCUGCGAGACUUGGCAAUUCUGAUAACAGCGCCACCCAAAUCAAAGUUAUAGUUAAAGACAUAAUUGAUCAAAUACUAUAGCUUAAACAUGUAGGCUACAGCUACUGAAACGCUAACACCUUAUCGCCUCCAUGUUAAACAAACGACAUUGUCCACCCCAAUUAUAAUUGAUUGUUACUGAAAACCUGCAAUAAUUAUAGAACAGGUUCAAUAGAUUAUUAUGGGAAAAUAUAAAGAAAUACUUGUCACCAAAAACUUCUAUGUUGUUUUAAACCAUAUUUGAUGACUCUUUGCUGAUAGAUUAAUUUUCAUAUUGUAUGUUUUUGUCUUGUUUUAUAACCAGGGUACAAGUCACGUUUACAACUUGUCUGUCAGGCAGGCUGUAGCUAACAUGUACCAGCCCAAGAGUCAUUUAAACUAGCCCAAAAAACAUUUUUGAAGCGUAGGAUUGAUUAUGGUUCGUCAAUCUGUAAUUUGAAUACCUUCCAAAAACUUCACUCUCCUAUCAGGCAAUUUCAGAACAGAAUUCACUAAGCCCCAGGCUAUCAGACACGACUUUCUUUGCUUACUCGUGAUAACAUGGCACAUCAGACCUGCUUAAUUCAGUAGUAGUCCACAGUCAGAAGCACAAAAGAUUAAUAUAUAUUUUUUGACUUGUAUUCAGGUGAAACGUAAAUGGAAGUGGUAUAAAGAAAUUUUUCCCAUUGUAAUUGACGAUUGAUUGGUUGGGGUCAAUCCAAGUACUUCUGAUCAUUGAUUAUGAAAUCUCAGCUGAUUCCUAGCACUACUCAGUUGGGUAUCUUUUAGUUCAGAUAACUUGAAAGAGAAAACAUUUGUUUUAAGAGCAUUUAUCUGUUGUACUUGCGAUAUACAAAUAAUAAAUUAUAUAGAAAUUUAAGCUACAUGUGUAAAUGAUGUGUGCAAUAUUGUUUCAAAUUAGCUCACCGGUAAACUAAUACUUUGAUUGAACACAUUAGCAAUCAAUAUAGCCAGAUUCUCCUGAGCCAAUUUAUGGUUGGCAUGGUUAUUAUAAUAAUAAUAGCUCUUCAUUUUGCUUGUACAAAAAAAAAUUCUGCACCUUCUAGCCUGUGAAUGUCAGAACAUGUUUUGCAUUGAUGGAGCUAGUUACAUUCAUGGAGUCACUAGUAAAUGUCUUCGUGGUUGGAAAUUUAUUUUUAGUUUCAAUUUUAUCAGUGGAUAUUAGGAAAUUCACAUGUAUGACUUUAAAGUUGUAAUCAGGAUUUUUUUAAUUAUUAUUAAUUUUAUUACACCUUUGCACUGCAUUUGGCCAGAGGUUAUUCCUUGUUUUUUUUUUUUGCAGGGGAGAAUAGUAAUCUUCCAGGGAGACAGUGUUUCUACUAAAAUUUCUGUAGCUCAAAGUUUAAUAUUUUAUUACUGGAACAAAUUUUACUUUGUUUGCAGCUAUUAUUUGUACCUUUUUUUCAUUGAGAGAAACAGUGGUUAAAUCAGUCGCCUUAAAAAGUGUUUUCCAACUUUGCCAAAAAAAAUAUUCUCUCUUUGAGUACUAUUGCACAUAAAGAUUUUUGUUAUGCCCCUAGUGACACACACACCCUUGUCACGGUAUUAGGUUUCAGUUAGUUUUGUUAUAAUGUUACUUCAAUCCAGUUACACAUCAGGUUUCUGGUGGUCAUGAAGGUUGUUGGUUUGUUCAGAUAGCUAGCGUCAGUAAGCUUUCCAUUGAAGGAUUUACAUGUAGGUAUCUGCAGUUUAACUGGAACAGGCUUCAUGUACAUUGUAUGUCACUUGCUUGUGAGACACCCCAUGAAGGUAUCCAUCUGGUAACCUUAAGUGAGUAUCUUGUACAGGUUUAAGUACAUAUUUUAACAGCGUCAUUCUUGCUUUUGAAUUGCAGCCUUUUUUCAAGUGGUGUAAACUCCUUGAGAAAGAGCAGAAGAAGUGUCCCGAGAGUGCCUUCAAGCUUAUAUUUUACUCUUCUGCAUAUGCAUAUUGCUCGUAUAUUUUGUUUGGCGGGAAAUAUGAUUUAUUUCAUGACACAAAUAAUUGUUGGAAAGGUGAGUUUAUAGAGUUUUUUUUUCACUAUAGUAAACCUGAUAGGGAAGGUCAAUUUUAAGGCUUAUGGUUCCUUUUCUCUUAGUAUACAAAAUAAAGACAUGCAAUAUAUAAAAUAAUAUUACUAACUUGAGUAUUGUGAUUUGAGUUCUUAUAGGUUCACUGAAUUGGGUUUGAGUAUGUUUCAUUGGGACGUCGAGUCUUUGUGAAAUGUUUAGAAUUUUUCAGUUUAAUUUGUUUACGUUGUGUGAUGUUGGCCCACGUGUGUUUUAUGGAAAUGUUUUGAUAAGUUAUUCAGUUUUAAAAAGUUCAAAACAAGCAACUCCUUUCUGGAAAUACGUGUUUGACUGUAGAAGAAUUCAGCCCAUGUUUAAUAGUUAAUCCUCUCUGUUCCCUCUAGAUAGCAUUCGUUCAUUGGUAAUAAUCAUCGAUAAUCUUGUUCAAAGCUGCAAAAUGAUCAAUAGCUUUGUUCUCCUCUCUUGAUGUUAUUUUCAUGUGCAGAUCAAUAAAAAUGAGAAGUCGAAUAUGACUCUACCAUACCAUGCAGACUUGCCAACCUCCAAAAGGCAAAAAAUGUGAGACUCUGAGCCUUAUAGAGCUGGAAAAAGUAGAGAGAAAUGGGUAAAAAGCCAUAAGAUGUCCCAAAUUUUCUGUUGGAAGGCCUUUCACUAGAGAAUAUGGGUAUUGGAAGUCACAUAUCACUUUAAAGCUGGAGUAGCAAACAUCAUGAUCAAUUUUACUAAUUAGGUUUUGUAAUUUCUAUGUUUUGUUAGUGGCCAUCUUGAGAGAAACAGCUUCACAUUUGGUGGCAGCAGCAAGUAGCGUAAGGCUAGAAGAAUGCAAUCAAACGUGACUGCUAAUUAAGCAUUUUCUUUGGAUUGAGCUGGCUAUCUAUUGAUAUCUAACUAGGAAACGAACCCUAUAACUCCAAACUUUUUUGGAGAAAUCAUUUGCCAACUCGUGAGAACACGAGAUAGGUCGUGAAAUUGUGAGUCUCUGCGAGACUUGGCAAUUCUGAUAACAGCGCCACCCAAAUCAAAGUUAUAGUUAAAGACAUAAUUGAUCAAAUACUAUAGCUUAAACAUGUAGGCUACAGAUACUGAAACGCUAACACCUUAUCGCCUCCAUGUUAAACAAACGACAUUGUCCACCCCGAUUAUAAUUGAUUGUUACUGAAAACCUGCAAUAAUUAUAGAACAGGUUCAAUAGAUUAUUAUGGGAAAAUAUAAAGAAAUACUUGUCACCAAAAACUUCUAUGUUGUUUUAAACCAUAUUUGAUGACUCUUUGCUGAUAGAUUAAUUUUCAUAUUGUAUGUUUUUGUCUUGUUUUAUAACCAGGGUACAAGUCACGUUUACAACUUGUCUGUCAGGCAGGCUGUAGCUAACAUGUACCAGCCCAAGAGUCAUUUAAACUAGCCCAAAAAACAUUUUUGAAGCGUAGGAUUGAUUAUGGUUCGUCAAUCUGUAAUUUGAAUACCUUCCAAAAACUUCACUCUCCUAUCAGGCAAUUUCAGAACAGAAUUCACUAAGCCCCAGGCUAUCAGACACGACUUUCUUUGCUUACUCGUGAUAACAUGGCACAUCAGACCUGCUUAAUUCAGUAGUAGUCCACAGUCAGAAGCACAAAAGGUUAAUAUAUAUUUUUUGACGUGUAUUCAGGUGAAACGUAAAUGGAAAUGGUAUAAAGACAUUUUUCCCAUUGUAAUUGAUGAUGGAUUGGUUGGGGUCAAUCCAAGUACUUCUGAUCAUUGAUUAUGAAAUCUCAGCUGAUUCCUAGCACUACUCAGUUGGGUAUCUUUUAGUUCAGAUAACCUGAAAGAGAAAACAUUUGUUUUAAGAGCAUUUAUCUGUUGUACUUGCAAUAUACAAAGAAUAAAUUAUAUAGAAAUUUAAGCUACAUGUGUAAAUGAUGUGUGCAAUAUUGUUUCAAAUUAGUUUACUGGUAAACUAAUACUUUGAUUGACCACAUUAGCAAUCAAUAUAGCCAGAUUCUCCUGAGCCAAUUUAUGGUUGGCAUGGUUUUUAUAAUAAUAAUAUAUAGCUCUUCAUUUUGCUUGUACAAAAAAAAAUUCUGCACCUUCUAGCCUGUGAAUGUCAGAACAUGUUUUGCAUUGAUGGAGCUAGUUACAUUCAUGGAGUCACUAGUAAAUGUCUUCGUGGUUGGAAAUNUUUUUUGACGUGUAUUCAGGUGAAACGUAAAUGGAAAUGGUAUAAAGACAUUUUUCCCAUUGUAAUUGAUGAUGGAUUGGUUGGGGUCAAUCCAAGUACUUCUGAUCAUUGAUUAUGAAAUCUCAGCUGAUUCCUAGCACUACUCAGUUGGGUAUCUUUUAGUUCAGAUAACCUGAAAGAGAAAACAUUUGUUUUAAGAGCAUUUAUCUGUUGUACUUGCAAUAUACAAAGAAUAAAUUAUAUAGAAAUUUAAGCUACAUGUGUAAAUGAUGUGUGCAAUAUUGUUUCAAAUUAGUUUACUGGUAAACUAAUACUUUGAUUGACCACAUUAGCAAUCAAUAUAGCCAGAUUCUCCUGAGCCAAUUUAUGGUUGGCAUGGUUUUUAUAAUAAUAAUAUAUAGCUCUUCAUUUUGCUUGUACAAAAAAAAAUUCUGCACCUUCUAGCCUGUGAAUGUCAGAACAUGUUUUGCAUUGAUGGAGCUAGUUACAUUCAUGGAGUCACUAGUAAAUGUCUUCGUGGUUGGAAAUUUAUUUUUAGUUUCAAUUUUAUCAGUGGAUAUGAGGAAAUUCAAAUGUAUGACUUUAAACUUGUGAUCAGGAUUUUUUUAAUUAUUAUUUAUUACACCUUUGCACUGCAUUUGGCCAGAGGUUUUUCCUUUUUUUUUGGCAGGGGAGAAUAGUAAUCUUCCAGGGGAGACAGUGUUUCUACUGAAAUUUCUGUAGCUCAAAGUUUAAUAUUUUAUUACUGGAACAUAUUUUACUUUGUUUGCAGCUAUUAUUUGUACCUUUUUUUCAUUGAGAGAAACAAUGGUUAAAUCAGUCGCCUUAAAAAGUGUUUUCCAACUUUGCCAAAAAAAUAUUCUCUCUUUGAGUACUAUUGCACAUAAAGAUUUUUGUUAUGCCCCUUGUGACACACACACCCUUGUCACUGUAUUAGGUUUCAGUUAGUUUUGUUAUAAUGUUACUUCAAUUCAGUUACACAUCAGGUUUCUGGUAGUCAUGAAGGUUGUUGGUUUGUUCAGAUAGCUAGCAUCAGUAAGCUUUCCAUUGAAGGAUUUACAUGUAGGUAUCUGCAGUUUAACUGGAACAGGCUUCAUGUACAUUGUAUGUCACUCGCUUGUGAGACACCCCAUGAAGGUAUUCAUCUGGUAACCUUAAGUGAGUAUCUUGUACAGGUUUAAGUACAUAAUUAUUUUAACAGCAUCAUUCUUGCUUUGGAAUUGCAGCCUUUUUUCAAGUGGUGUAAACUCCUUGAGAAAGAGCAGAAGAAGUGUCCUGAGAGUGCCUUCAAGCUUAUAUUUUACUCUUCUGCAUAUGCAUAUUGCUCGUAUAUUUUGUUUGGCGGGAAAUAUGAUUUAUUUCAUGACACAAACAAUUGUUGGAAAGGUGAGUUUAUAGAGUUUUUUUUCACUAUCCGUAAAAUAUCCCUAUCAGUAAACCUGAUAGGGAAGGUCAAUUUUAAGGCUUAUGGUUCCUUUUCUCUUAGUAUACAAAAUAAAGACAUGCAAUAUAUAAAAUAAUAUUACUAACUUGAGUAUUGUGAUUUGAGUGAGAAGAGCCCUUUUGAAAGGGAUGGCCCAAUUAAGAUUAAGGUGGAAUGUGCAUUUGUAUCACAGCAUAUACAUUUUGUUUUACUUUUAUUUAAGUGUCACAUUGCUUAAAAGUAUUGCAAAAAAUUAAAUUUGUAUGUCUUUUCUUUCAACUUAGGAUGGUACAAAGGGAUGCCAAUUCCUCAAGAUAUUUACACACUUUAUGUAGUAGAAGCAGGAUUUUAUUUUCAUUCAAUAUAUGCCACAUUCUUUAUGGAUCAGUGGAGAAGAGAUUCCCAUCUUAUGAUCAUGCAUCACAUUUUAACUAAUGCACUCAUAUUUUUCUCAUUUGCUGUCAGGUAAGAUGCGUGUUUAUUCAUCUGUAAUUUAACAGACUAAAAAUGGUAAAUAAAUGCUUUGUGAGUGGCGGGUGGUUUUACCGCAAAGUUUUCAAUAUCAUGGUAUCAUAGUCUGUAAGAGUCCAGACAAUGGAAAAUUGAAAAGGUGCUUUGAGUGUUCUCUUUUCUUUCUCAAGAAAAUACUAGGUUAUACACAUAGAAAGUUUAGUACCCCAUCAUCAGAAGUCAUGUACAACAGUUGUUGGACUUUUUCCAGUCACUUCUGUUAAUUAAAUUUUGUAUCUUACAGUAUGACUUUCAAUUUGUUAUUUAAGUCUCAAAGGACCAUUCAUGGCAAAGUCGCUUGAAAAUCACAUGCAAGAGAUGAGAGAAAAGCAAAUUUCACUGUCCAAUUUUUUAUAUAUACUAAUAUUUUGUAUACUGUCAUAGACCAAAGCCCUCGAACAGUGAGUAUGCAGGAAAUCAGCCACUCAGUUGUAAAAAAAUAAUAUUAUUGUAGCAUGAUUUAAUUUUUAGGUCCCUCAUUCUAUUCAUGUGUUCUUUCUGUCAUUUCAGAUACCACAGAAUUGGACUGGUAGUGUUGUUUCUUCAUGAUCUCAAUGAUGUUUUCCUAGAAUUUUCAAAACUCUGUGUGGCCUUCAAAACACGCAAUGGAAAGUACUGUCGCACAUCAGAUAUACUUAGUGCUGUUGGUUUUGUUUCAUUUGUUUCAUCAUGGUAAGCCUUAGUUUCGAUGUAUGGAAGAAAUACCUGCGACUGCAACAAAAGAGAAUAAAGAAAGACAAAAAAAGAGAACACUUUAGAUAAAAUAAAAUGUUCUUAAAGUUCAUAGCUGUUUAUUGAUCAGGUGAUCAGCUGUUAAUUGUUAAAGUUGAGUUCCAUAGCAAGUUAGGACAUGUUAAUGGUGAUGUCAACAAAAUGAACUAAACAGCCAUUACACGGCACCUGUACAUGUAAUUAUUCUAACAAUACAUUGAUUCUAAAAAAACCCAAGAAGGUGUUUUAAUUCUGCCUGUAUGUCCUUAUUUACCUAAUUUAUUUAUUUUCAGGUUUUAUUGCCGUCUCUACCUUUACCCAAUAAAAGUGCUGUACCCUUGUGGCUGUGGUGGCCGUCCAUAUGUUCCUACAGCUCCGUUUUACUUCUUUUUUAAUCCCAUGUUGUGGAUGUUAUUUGGCAUGAAUUUAUGGUGGUUUCAGUACAUGGUCUGGCUCUUGGUUCGAAUAGUAACAGGGAUUAGUCAUGGUGUAGAAGACACACGAGAAAUUCCAAAAAGCACAACAACCAAUGGAAAGCUAGUAGAAAAUGGUGAUGUUUCAGUGGGCAAUGACAUUCAUGGUAAGGUCAUAAAAAAUAUGUACAGUGUAUUACAGAAAAAAUAUUUUUCAACACCAACAAUUUGCUAACAGUUUAGAAGAGCUUUCGGAAUCCGUCCGGGGCCCUUUUUCAGUGAUGAUGUUAGUUGUUAAGCUCUGCUAACCUUACAGCAAAUUGUUGGUGUUAAAGAAUAAUUAUUUGUUUCUGUAAUAUGAUGUCCCAACAGCAGAAUCUUCACCCGGCCAUAUACAGUGUAUCUUAGUCCCAACUUUUCCUCCUUUCAAGGGCAUGAAAUUAUUCUUUCCAUAUUGAUAUUGGAUUCUGGUAGAUAUUCUGACAAAUUCCGAGCAUGAGAAAGAUGGUUUUUUAAUCACUGACACAGACACCUUGGAAAAAAAAUCCAAAUUCUUCAAAUAUACAUGUAAUAAUAAUAAUAAUAAUAAUGGAAUUUAUAUAGCGCUUAUACAUCGCUGUUCUAAGCUCUUUACAAUGUAGCCUGCGUAGUAAGCGUUUCCUCGCGAGGUUCGUCCAGAAAGCUGGGAAGAGAGCAAAAAAAACUGAAUGACAGGGGAGGGGAAGGGGAAAGAAGGAACUGCUUGCCCGCAAACCCCACGAUUUUGAAAAACUGUGUUCGCCCACGAACGCAGCUUCUGAUUGGCACGGUGCAGGUAGUGUUGAUUACUUAGCAUUCGAAACAUCAAUCAAACCAGGUAUGCUUUGUUUUCGUGUGUCACAGUUCUGGUCUCAUCUGAUUUGUGGUCGCAGAUUACAAAUGCUUUGGACUGAUAUUUAUUUGAAUCGUGUUUGUGUGAAGGUUUAUGAGAUCAGAGUCUUCAAAGUAUAAUUGGAGAUCGAGCAGUGGAGACUAGGGAAGGCCAAUUUAUUGAGAAUGACGGCGUGCGGAUCUGACUGGAAAAAAUGGACUGUUUGUUGGAGAUAACAUCAACAUAAAUCAGAACAUCGGUACUUGACACUAGCUAAAGCCGCCAUGGACAAGCGAUUUGUCAGCUUUUAGAAAUGAAAAGAUUCUUUUUGUUUAUUGGAAAUUUAGCAGCAUCUAUUGUAGACAACGUUUCGACACAGGCUGAAUAGCAGCCGCUCUGCAAAACUUAUACCCGGCUGAGUGAAUUGUUCCGGACAAAUCAUUGACAUGUCGACAAGGUUUCAGAAAGGUUUCAAGAAAUUCCACAGCAAUCACUCAAAGUUUUAACUUUCUUUUAUCGUAAAUCUUUAAUUUUUAUUACAGUUCUUGCAAUCGCCUGCAACGUGUUCUAUUAGAGAACAAAGUAAUUUUCAAAUCUGGUAAUCCAGGGGUAAUCUGUUCGUUAUGUUUCUAUUUUGACGAGCUGUCAAUUUACAAAUGAACCGAACCGUGAAACAUCAAGGGGCGUUUUCCAGAAUCGUGGGGUCUGCGGGCAAGGGUUUCCUCUUCUCCCCUCCCCCUCCCCCUUCAACCUUUUUUUUUGCUUCUGCUCUAACUUUCGCGCAAUAACUCGAUUGGAAACGCUUGCUACGCAGGCUAUUUACAAUGUAAAAAAGGACAUAAGAAUAUCAUUAAUCACAGGCUUACAUAUAACACUACUGUACAUACUGGGAAAUUAAUAGCAUACACAUCUUAAAAAGGAAAGAAAACAAAAACAAAUAUGAUGAAACUAAAUGUCAUAUGCCUUUUUAAAAAGAAAUGUUUUCAACUUAGAUUUAAAAAGAUUAACAUCAGAACAAGCUUGAAUUUCAAAGGGGAGCUUGUUCCCUAGUUGGGGGGCAGCAACGGAAAACGCUCGCUGGCCAUUAGUUUUCACGUUAAAAUUUGGUUCUUCAAGGUGUAAAUGAUCCCUUGAUGAUCGUAAUGUCCUUAAUUGAUGGUAAAAUUUUAAAAUAUCUUCAAGAUAACAUGUAUGCAAAUCCAAAACUUCUAAGCAAUACCAAAAGUGUUAUAAUUUAUGACUUUUAAAGGUUACUGAAGAUGGGUAAAAAAACUUCUGUAAUAAUUGUGAACAAAUGGCCAACAGACUGCCAACAAUUGACCUCCAGCAGUGGCCAGUAAAUUUAGGCCAAUUCUCAACUGACUGUUGGUGUUACAUGUAUAAUUAUUGGUAAUGUGCCACGAAGCUGUUGUUAAACAUUAUCGUUAGUUUUUACUUUUUUUUUUGCCUAAACUGCACUGAUAAUGUAAAAAAAUUUUGAAAGUUGCUGUAAUCACCACCCAUAUUAUCAUAAGCUGAAGUAGUGAAAAAGUUAUUUUUUGUGCAAGGACCUUGAUUUUUAUCAGUGUCCAUUUUGCAAAGCUUGCAAAACAUUAUAGGGUCAUCCAUUUUGAGACAUGUUCAGUUGUUUGUGUUCAUUAAUGCAUGUUUUUCAUAUAAACGCUCAGCCUAAGUUGGAAUAACAAGUGUAAAAAGUGUAAUAUAACAGGCUUCAUACCCAUCUAACUUUAUUUGAUUUUUCAGCCACCUAUAACAGUAGCAACAGCAAGGAUACUAAGCUAAGAGAUGAACAUGUUGAUGCCAAAAGAAAUGCAACUAGAGAUCAAUUCCGACAAAGACAACCACACACAGGGCCUGCAAAACAAUAGGAAAAUGAUGAGCAGUUGGUAUUGUCCUUAUGGUAUGUAUUUUAGUUAUUGCUAUUUGUGUUGUUUUGCAUUGUCAUGCAAAGAUUUCUGGACUAAGAGUUUCUGUGCAUUAAGUUUUUUGCUACAGAUGACCCCAGCACCCGAGACCUAUUGUAGUCAACUGUCUGGUAUUUGUUACAGCUGUAUUCCGGCCCCUAGGGUGUUCUUUUACAUUUUACAGAGUAAGGUUAAGUGAAAAUGUUGGGAGACAAGGCCUUAUGUUUUUCAUACUGGUCUUAUCCUACAUAUAGAACACAAGAAGGUCUAACCAUUAAUUAUUUUGCAAAUGUGAAACAAAGACAAUAUUCACCAUCUUAGUCACUGUAAGAGUACAGCUGUUGGUCCAGCUUGGAAUUAAACCUACCGUGUGGCACAAAAUUUUUUGCGGGAGUUCAUUUUUGCGGAUAGGCAAUUUUGUGUGAUUUUUGUGAUAAGGACAGAUUGGUUUUUCUUGCUGGGAAUUGAUUUUUGCGAUUUUCAGAGAGUACCAUACCCAGUAAGCAUUGAUAAUAUUUUCGUUUUUAUUGAGUACAUGCAAUAGAAAUACAUAAUUAUUUUUAAACAAUAAACGAGUAUUUCUUUGAAUACCAUUUUGUUUCUGGGUGAAAAAGACAAGUUGCGAUUGAACAGACACGGUUUCUAAUACUGUAUUUUUGUGUAGCCAAUUUAGGUUAGAGAAUAUUUACUCUGCAGUAAAUUUUUGCGGGAAAAAUGUUUGAUUUGCAGAAACUUAUUUUAGCAGAUCACUGGAAAAAUUGAAAAAAAUUAGAACCGGCAAAAAUUUUGUUGUUUGCAGAGUAGGUCAUGACAUGAUAUAGUGUAGAGCGUGACACAUUUCGUGUAGACUUACAUCACACUAGAGAAUAAAUGAAGCACAUGGUCAACUAGAUAGUUGCAGUAGUGAUUUCACAGCUAGCAAUUAUCUAACUGAUUUAUGUAUUGAGAGGAUACAACAGGCCUGCUCCUCUGAUGUCUACAUGUAGUACCCCACUGCAAGGUUACUAGGCCUCUUGUGUUUUCAUGUAAAAUAAAAUAUAUAUUGGUAAUCCAUCUCCUUUUGAUCAUUAGUUUAUCACUGGGCUUCACAUACCAGCACAAAUCUUACCAGGAUUGAACAAGAGACUGAUUGUACAGCCUGUAGUUCCAUAUAGGACAGGAGUCAGAAUAAUGUCAAAGCUGGCUGAGUUUACUGAAAAUCAAGACCAUUCUGGUUACUCAAAUGAGCUGGUAAUAUUUAAUACCUGACUUAGCACAUAACCACUUUGUGUUGAAUUUUAGGAAUGAAAGUUUUUUUAAGAAAUACACUUAGUCAUAGAUUAGAAAAUUUAUCUAAACCAUUAUUCUCCUUCAGACCAAAAAAAAAACGUUUUUAGGGUUUGACAAAGGUGGUUGUGUCCAUGGCCUUAGCAGCUAUUUUUUAAUAAUUAAUAAUUUUUUACCUACAAUACUAUUUUAAUAGUAAUAGUGGGUCAAUAUAAAUACUUCAAAUAGGCAGUGUUCCACACUGGUAACUAGUUUCCACAAAUUAAUAGUUUCCUUGAGCAAGCUCCAGUUUGCACCUUUUUUAAUGGGCAGUAAUAAUAUUAUUAAUUCUUUCUUCAAAUGUUUAUACUUGUUUUCUGUCUGAAUUUAUGAUAUUUAUGAAAUAUUAU
This is a messenger RNA of Porites evermanni, 38711 nucleotides long. NCBI's taxonomy places the organism in Eukaryota, Metazoa, Cnidaria, Anthozoa, Scleractinia, Poritidae. The record is from the annotation of a GenBank genome assembly.